GGAAGACAGCAGCAGAUGCAAUCGCGGAUGUGGCUUAGUCCUCGCAGCUGCCCCGGAGAGCUGUGCAGAGUACGAGCCCCAGUCAUGAAUCGAGAAGAACGCGUUGUGACAUGGCUUAUAUCUUUGGGAGUUUUAGAGUCUCCCAAAAAGACCAUCUGUGAUCCAGAGGAGUUCCUGAAGUCCUCGCUGAAAAAUGGGGUGGUGUUGUGCAAACUCAUCAGCAGACUCCUGCCUGGUUCGGUGGAGAAGUAUUGUCUGGAGCCCCAAACUGAAGACGAUUGUAUCAACAACAUCAGUGACUUCCUGAAAGGAUGUGCAACUCUUCAAGUGGAAGUUUUUGAGCCCGAUGACCUUUAUUCAGGGGCCAAUUUCUCCAAGGUUCUGAGCACUCUUUUAGCUGUCAACAAAGCAACAGAAGAUCAGCUAUCAGAAAGACCAUGUGGACGGUCGUCUUCUCUUAGCGCUACUGCUACCAACAGUGCCCCACCAAACCCACAGACAACAGUUCCCAGCACCACUCCAGCGCAGCAAAGUCAGGCAAAGGCAGUGGAAAUGACGGAAAAUGGAAGUCACCAGUUGAUAGUAAAGGCAAGAUUCAACUUCAAGCAGACUAAUGAAGAUGAACUGUCAGUGUGUAAAGGCGACAUCAUUUAUGUCACUCGAGUUGAAGAAGGAGGCUGGUGGGAAGGCACAUUAAAUGGGAGAACAGGAUGGUUCCCUAGUAAUUAUGUCCGAGAAAUUAAACCCAGUGAGAGACCUCUGUCCCCUAAAGCUGUCAAAGGAUUUGACGCCGCUCCACUUACCAAGAAUUACUACACUGUGGUGUUGCAGAACAUCUUGGAUACUGAAAAAGAAUAUGCCAAAGAACUUCAGUCGCUUCUGGUUACUUACCUGAGACCCUUGCAGUCUAACAACAACCUUAGUACUGUGGAGUUUACUUGUUUAUUGGGAAACUUUGAAGAAGUGUGCGCCUUCCAACAGACGCUCUGCCAAGCCUUGGAAGAAUGUUCAAAGUUUCCAGAAAACCAGCACAAAGUAGGAGGCUGUCUACUGAACCUCAUGCCUCAUUUUAAAUCGAUGUACCUGGCUUACUGUGCAAAUCAUCCUUCAGCAGUCAACGUGCUCACUCAGCACAGUGAUGAUCUAGAACGAUUCAUGGAAAAUCAAGGUGCAGCCAGCCCAGGUGUCCUCAUUUUAACGACAAGCCUCAGCAAGCCAUUCAUGCGACUGGAGAAGUAUGUUACUCUCUUGCAAGAGCUGGAGCGACAUAUGGAGGACACUCAUCCGGACCAUCAAGACAUCCUGAAAGCAAUCAUAGCAUUCAAAGCACUCAUGGGGCAGUGCCAAGAUCUGAGAAAGAGAAAACAACUGGAAUUGCAGAUCCUUUCGGAACCUAUUCAGGCAUGGGAAGGAGACGAUAUUAAGAGCCUGGGGAAUGUGAUCUUCAUGUCGCAAGUGAUGGUGCAGUACGGAACCUGUGAGGAAAAAGAGGAACGAUAUUUUAUGCUGUUUUCAAAUGUCUUGAUAAUGUUGUCUGCAAGUCCUCGGAUGAGUGGCUUUAUCUACCAGGGAAAAAUACCAGUAGCAGGGAUGGUGGUGAACAGAUUAGAUGAAAUUGAAGGGAAUGACUGCACAUUUGAAAUCACAGGUAACAUGAUAGAGAGAACUGUGGUCUAUUGCAACAAUAGCCAGGACUUCCAGGAAUGGCUGGAGCAGCUGAACAGACUGACCAGAGGACCAGCCUCUUCCAGCUCAUUGUCUAAGACCUCGUCAUCAUCCUGUAGUGGGCAUUCGUCUUUUAGCUCUACUGGACAGCCCCGAGGACCCUUGGAGCCUCCUCAAAUUAUAAAACCGUGGAGUUUAAGUUGCCUACGACCUGCACCUCCACUUAGACCAUCAGCAGCACUAGGUUAUAAAGAGAGGAUGUCUUAUAUCUUAAAGGAAUCUAGUAAGAGCCCCAAGACAAUGAAGAAGUUUCUUCACAAAAGAAAGACAGAGAGAAAAGCCUCUGAGGAAGACUACGUGAUUAGGAAAAGUACAGCUGCUCUGGAAGAGGACGCUCAGAUUCUUAAGGUGAUUGAAGCCUACUGCACCAGCGCCAGUUUUCAACAAGGCACUCGGAAAGAUUCUGUCCCACAAGUGCUACUCCCUGAGGAAGAGAAACUCAUUAUUGAAGAAACCAGAAGUAACGGGCAGACCAUCAUCGAAGAAAAGAGCCUUGUUGAUACUGUGUACGCCUUGAAGGAUGAGGUCAAAGAACUGAAGCAGGAGAAUAAGAGAAUGAAGCAAUGCCUGGAAGAAGAACUGAAGUCGAGGAAGGACCUAGAAAAACUGGUCCGGAAGCUGUUGAAGCAAACCGAUGAGUGUAUUCGAGCUGAAACCAGCAGCAAGACCUCAAUUCUCCCAUAACCGUCACUGUGCAGCUGAGCACUCAUUGAAAUAGCCAGCUGAAUUUGA
This is a messenger RNA of Microtus ochrogaster (prairie vole), 2457 nucleotides long. RefSeq names its product Rac/Cdc42 guanine nucleotide exchange factor 6 (gene Arhgef6). The record is from RefSeq and is a predicted model, not a curated record. Gene Ontology annotation, molecular function: guanyl-nucleotide exchange factor activity; protein binding. NCBI's taxonomy places the organism in Eukaryota, Metazoa, Chordata, Mammalia, Rodentia, Cricetidae. Gene Ontology annotation, cellular component: cytoplasm; lamellipodium. Gene Ontology annotation, biological process: intracellular signal transduction; lamellipodium assembly.